UUUAUCAGAGGUACAACCAUAGCCACAGUCAUAGCCAUGUACUGCACAGGCUUCACUCUAUUGACUGUCAGCAUUUCGCUGGCGGCGUCGCUGAACACCAAGGCGAAGUCGUGGACCUACACGCUUCAUGAAACCAGCUGUCGAAGCAACAACGAGAACAUCGUCAAGCUCGACACGCGCAUCGAACGCAUGGGGCGUAGCGACUUUGGCUUGAGUGGAUCGUUGGCUAUUUCAGUGCCGGUGCCCCAAGACCUGGAGGUGGAAGUUCUUUGCUUUCGAAGCACGGAUGGGGGCGCCAACUAUAAGCUGCAGCCGUAUUCGCUGCCACGCCAGGGAAUCUAUGAGGCCAUGAACAGCUUCUACAAGGAUAUGAUCAUGGAAAGUGCCGCCAACUGCUCGAAUUUCCCCCAGUUCACCGAAAAACUUAAGGUGAUCGAGGCGCAGACAUUCAAAUACGAAAAGUGCCAGGUUAGUACCGAUGGAUUUCCCCAGUACGUGCCCGAUGGCUGGUACAAGCUGAACUUUGUCACAUAUGGCAUGGUCGAAAUCGUUUGGGAACUAAUCCUUACCAUUGAAAAGAAGCCCUUCUAGAUUCUGAUCUCUUAAUCUUUGAAGACUACAAUGAGCUUUUUAAAUUUAAACUAAAUUAGGAAACAGUUUUUUUUUGUUUUGUUAAUAUUACAGAAUCUUUCAGAAGUCCAAGUUUAGUUUUUUCGAACGGCUUUGUACAGUAUCUUAUGAGAUGAACUUAAUAAAGAUUCUAGAUAAAUGCUAUUUCCCCCGAAUGAUGU
This is a messenger RNA of Drosophila obscura, 791 nucleotides long. RefSeq lists its product as uncharacterized. The record is from RefSeq and is a predicted model, not a curated record. NCBI's taxonomy places the organism in Eukaryota, Metazoa, Arthropoda, Insecta, Diptera, Drosophilidae. Bases 37 to 591 code for a protein of 184 amino acids. The transcript is spliced from 2 exons.